Acanthamoeba castellanii str. Neff is the source of this 1410-nucleotide messenger RNA. Its product is annotated as DEAD/DEAH box helicase domain containing protein. Gene Ontology annotation, molecular function: nucleic acid binding; ATP binding. NCBI's taxonomy places the organism in Eukaryota, Discosea, Longamoebia, Acanthamoebidae. Gene Ontology annotation, cellular component: mitochondrion. The transcript is spliced from 8 exons. Gene Ontology annotation, biological process: mitochondrial large ribosomal subunit assembly. The coding region runs from base 1 to 1410 and encodes 469 amino acids. The record is from RefSeq and is a predicted model, not a curated record.
AUGCACUGCGCCCUGCCGGCUGUGCUGACCGGUGAGGACGUAGUGCUAGGCGCCGAGACCGGCAGCGGGAAGACGCUGGCCUACCUCCUGCCGGUCAUUCACGCCCUGAGCCAGCAGCCUCCACCAAGGAUUGAGGCGUCGAACAAGUACCCCUCGGCCAUCGUGCUGCUGCCGAACAAGGAGCUGUGCGAACAGGUUCUUUCGGUUUGUAAGAAGGUGGUGCCUCCGAUCCUCACCGUCAAGGCUAUCAACGGGACCGAACUUCCUGCCAAGCGGCCCGACAUCCUGCUCACCACCCCGAACGGUCUGGCGAAGAGCCUUAACGAUGACAUGCUGCACUGGGUGCGCCACAUUAUCGUAGAUGAGGCUGACCUCAUGCUCUCCCCUGUUUACCACGACCAGAUCUUGGACUUCUUCAAGCGCGAAACGAGGCGAGAGCGGAAGGGCAAGGGCAAAGUCGCGACUUCUGCCAGUGCGGAGCUCGCUGACGAGCUCUACGGCGACAAAAACGUCUCCAUCGUACGAAAGAGGAAGGUGCAAUUCAUCUUCGUCGCAGCCACCAUACCCCUCCAGGACAAGAGCAAGUCGCUGUCCAUUUACCUGCAGAAGCAUUUUAAGCACGUGCGCCAGGUUUACACGCACCACUUCCACCGCAGCCUGCCCAACGUCGCCCUCAGCUUCCUGCCGCUCCCCGAGGAGGUGGAGGAUCGCGUGCAGACCCUGGUGGACCUCCUCCGAUCCAAGAGUGGUCUGCGCGUGGGAGAGCCCCACCUCUCAUCCCACGCCGAGCUCCCGCAUCAUCAGCAGCAGCCGAGACAAGACGACGACGCCACGCCUCGACAAGCACAAGCGGGCGAACGUCAGGCGAAGGAAAGCGACGACGAGCGCCUGGUGGCGGCGGAGGUGGCGGACAAUGGAGAGAGGAACCGCGAGAUGGCCAAGCCGAGGCCUACCCUCAUCUUCGUCAACUCGACGCUGGCCGUUGACGAUCUGCACGAGGAGCUGGUGCGAAGAGGCGUCACGAGCAUCGUUCCCUUCCACAGGGAGAUGCCGCAGGGAGAGGCUGACAGGAAUCUGAGAGAUUUUCUGGCAGGCAAGGUGGACGUGAUGGUGUCCACCAAUCUGGCCUCGCGCGGCAUCGACUUCGUCGACGUGGAGCACGUCGUGCAGUUCCACUUUGCGCAGAGCCUGGUCGACCACAUUCACCGUGUCGGCAGGACCGGACGAGGCGGAAGGAGUGGCGAAGUGACGUGCUUCUAUCGAGAGGCCGAUAUGUCAAUGGUCGAAGCCAUUCGCCAAGCCGAGGAGCAGAACGUGCAGAUGGCCAUCCAGUACAAGCCCACGCCUGAAAAGUACAAACUGCACAAGCGACGCGUGCGUUCGCCACCAGCAGCAACGGCCAACGCAUAA